Messenger RNA from Drosophila novamexicana, 851 nucleotides. RefSeq names its product 26S proteasome non-ATPase regulatory subunit 9. Gene Ontology annotation, cellular component: cytoplasm; nucleus. The record is from RefSeq and is a predicted model, not a curated record. Gene Ontology annotation, molecular function: protein binding. Lineage: Eukaryota; Metazoa; Arthropoda; Insecta; Diptera; Drosophilidae. The transcript has 3 exons. Gene Ontology annotation, biological process: proteasome regulatory particle assembly. Bases 78 to 737 code for a protein of 219 amino acids.
AUUUAUCGGCAGCGCAACAAAAAACUGUUGUUUUUAUUUUACUUAUAUUAAAAUCCUUCGAAAGGAAAAAGCAAGUCAUGGCAACGGAAAUCACAACUAAAGCGCGAUUGGAAAGACUAAUGGCCGCGAAGGUGGACUUGGAGGCACAAAUUAAUAAAAAUGGACAAAUAUUGGCCGCGAACGAUAAUGUUGGCAUGACUGGUUCACUUGUUGAUGCUGAAGGAUUUCCUCGCAACGACAUCGAUAUCUAUCAAGUGCGCCAGGCGCGUCAGACCAUUAUCUGUUUGCAAAAUGAUCACAAGGAAUUGAUGAAUCAAAUACAAACCCUGCUCAAUCAAUACCAUGCUGAGAUAGCUACCACAGAUCCUGAGCUGGUGAAUCGCGCGUCAGCCCUGGAACUGAACAGCGGGCGAGAAGGCGGCGGAGCACUCAUAAUGCCACUGAAUACACGCCCAUUAGUUGUCGUCAAUCUUGUAAGCCCCAACUCGCCAGCCGAGGAAGCGGGCUUGCGUGUGGGCGACAAAAUCAUGCGUUUUGGCUCCAUCAACGAAAAUAACUUUAAGAAUAGCCUAGCACAAAUUGGUGAAGUUGUGCGCGACAUGCAGAAUCAAAACGUGCAGCUAAAGAUCAAACGUGGCGAACAGUUUCUGGAUUUGAUACUUGUGCCCAAAGCAUGGAGCGGCCGGGGUCUGCUCGGCUGCAACAUUGUGCUGCCACCGGAGCCCAUGGAAUAUUAGGUCUUAUUUAUACAAUUUUAAGUUCUUAAUUUUUAUUUUACAUUUUAUUGCGUGUAAUGUUUGGCAAUGUAAUUUAAUUCCCUUAAACCAUUGAAGUAGAAUUCGUGGCCUGAA